Molecule: messenger RNA, 942 nt
Organism: Theileria equi strain WA
Lineage: Eukaryota; Apicomplexa; Aconoidasida; Piroplasmida; Theileriidae
Exons: 1
Coding region: 1-942 (313 amino acids)
Source: RefSeq, a predicted model, not a curated record
AUGGAUUUCGGAACGUCGACGUUUUUGAAGCUGAGCAGGCCUCAGGCUGCUCCCGCAGAGUUUGAGUUUACGGAAAAGUCGCAGCUGGCGCUGAUCAAGAAGAGCAUAAAAUCGCAGAGGGACGGGAGGAGCUACGAGGUCAUGGUCCUGCCGAGCCCCAAUGACCUCUACGUUCCCUCCUACUACAUGCUGGACAAGGACAGGAUCUACUGGCUGCAGGGCAUCAAGCCCGGAGUGAACCCAGUCAGCGUGUUUAUAGACGAAUUUGUGGCGACUCCAGAGUACAUUCUGGGCACCUUUGACUUUGAUGUCAUGUUCAUUUUCAUCACAGUCCUGUACAAUAACCCCCAAAAGUUUCUGACGAUGCACUCCAGAGUCGUCGAGUGCUACAGAAGCGGCGGAUCCAACGAGCAUAGGGACCUGGAGCUCGCAGUUUUGACGCUCUGGAACAGGAAUGUGAAUAAUGUCAAGGACAGACUCUUGUACCUUUGCGAUACCAUGGAGUCCCCCGGAGGAGAGGAGCUGCUCUACAAGCCGAAUAACGAGCGUUUUCUUGCAAUGUUAUCCCACAAGGUUGGCAAUAUGCGCCAACACAUCGCAGACAAUGGCAUCAUAAUACCAGACUAUUGCGAGUCCGAAUGCACGUCCACAAAGGGGCUCAACAAACACUUGAUAACGAUCAAAGAGGACAAGUGUAAGGUGUUUUGCUGGGGAAUCAUCCAGUCCCUCUUGUCAAAAUCCGCCAAGAGCAUCCUACCAUCAAAGGUUGUGGAUCGUCUCGAAAAGUUGGAUGAGGAGAAAAAGGUGGAACAGGAACUCAAAAGGACGCAAGAACCUCUUGUACGCCCAAAGCCGGUUCGACGGAAAAUAAAAACUAUCAAACUGCCAGAGAAUACCGCACGCAUAACGGGUUUCUUUGGUAAACUUGUCAAGAAGGAGUGA